Messenger RNA from Diospyros lotus (date-plum), 2068 nucleotides. RefSeq lists its product as uncharacterized. The coding region runs from base 586 to 1455 and encodes 289 amino acids. The transcript has 3 exons. NCBI's taxonomy places the organism in Eukaryota, Viridiplantae, Streptophyta, Magnoliopsida, Ericales, Ebenaceae. The record is from RefSeq and is a predicted model, not a curated record.
ACAAACGAAGUUCCCGCUGUCACCUGGACUAGGGUUUCGGACGACGAAUGCCGGUGAUCGUGCAUCGGUAACGCGAAUUUGUAUCAAUCGAUCGAUUCGUAGUUCGAAGUCCAUUCUGAAUACACAUUCGGAUCUUCGAUCAUAAACUGUAUAGCUGUAGGGUUUGUAAAUUUAGGGUUUCGAAGUGCAUCAUCGGACAAUGCCUUCGGUACCCGCCGUUCAAUUGGUUACUCGUCCUAUGACGCCGGAUUCGACAUUCUUAAACGGUGGCUUGGCUUUUCAUCGUUUCAAACGUCUUCAGAAGAGCGAUCGUCGUGGUAACCUUAGUUAACGUGUUUUUGUUCGUUUUUCUUUUUUUCCUGUCGUUGUUGUUGUUGUUUGAUCUUGACCUAAGUUUGUCGAGUAAAGUAGCGCCAAAUAGUCGUAUCCAAUCGGCGAGCGCGCCAUUGCAAAGCCUGAAUUGGUUCUGAAAUAUUGGCGGUGCGCUGGGACUUGGCUUCCGCUUGCUUUUUGUUGCAAAAGGUGUACUUGGUCAUCUGGCUAGCUUGAUUUUGGCAAUUUUCCUAUUAGCUUGUGACUUCAAGAAUGGAGGCCAAUUCUUCUGUGGGUGCAUUGGGUCCAGAAGAUCUAAACAGGUUGAAUUGGUUGUAUACAAAGUCAUCAAUAUGUGAUGGUGUAUCUCUAAAUGACCUUGGGAAUGCUCUGACUGAAAUACAUAUUGAGGAUGACCAUAAAGUGGCGCUGAGCUCCAAUAUACAUAAUUUUUCUGGGAAGGAUAAGAGCAACAGACUGAAGGGGGCAGAUGAACAUAAAGAGGCUCAUCAGACUGAAUCGACCAUUGUAUCUUCUGAGAACUGCCUAUCCAAGCACCAUUCAUUUUCAGUCUCUAGUGAUAAAGAAACCUUUCCAGUGCCUGCUGAUGGGAUUCACAGGAAACAGGAAGUGCAUGGGGAAGAGGAGGAAGAAGACUUAACUGCCUCAAAGUUGAAGGGAAAUAGCUAUGAGUUGGUUAAGCCAGGCCAUCGUCAACCCACACUGUUGCCUACUUCUUCAAAACUUGUAUCUGCCAUGAAAGGCAGCCGUGAGAAACUGGGGACGCCACCAAAGAAGCUGACUGUGACAUGGGCUCCUGAUGUGUAUGAUCCUCCUCCAUCAGCAUCAACAAUCUUGAGACACAAGAAACCUCGGUCCAAGAGUGACAGCAAGAAGAAUGGGAAGAGCAAACAGAAAGGAAAACCUUCCAAAGGGUGCAGCAGUAAUAAGGAUAAAAAGCAAGGUCGAAAACAUGGUGGGAGUAACAAGUGUUACCAGUCACUGGAUUACUACGACGAUGUGUUUGAUUAUGCUGAGCCUUGUGCUGAACUGGGGGAUUUUGCCGCUGGUUCGUAUUGUGGGAGUAGUUUCCUUAAGAAAUCGGUGAGAGAGUUGCACUUAUCUUUUGCUGAGGCUGCAUAGGGAACCGUCUUUGAACCGCUGCUCACUCUUUCUUAUAAUCGGCAGUGGUGUAGAUACAUAACUAUAGGUUUAAAGUCUUGUCUUCUGGAUUACAGGCAGUAACAUGAAGUUGGAAACUUUACAAUCUAUGGCAUGGCGGUGUGGCUACCUGCAAUGACACCUCAAUUGGGUACAUGUUGAUCAAUCCUUGCUUUUAUUCCAGCUGCUAGUGGGUGCAUGAGGUGUGGGGUUUUAUGCACAUAUAUAUUAUGAAAUUGUACUUUAUUUAUUAAAUAUGUUUUAUUAUACACUAAUAUUUUAGAGCCUAUUGUAUGUGACUAAAGAUACAGGAGGCUUUCAACUGAUGGGUUAUGGGUUGCAUGGGUUCUACUGUUAUUAAAACUUUGCUUCCUUCUGCGAGUGUGGAAGAUGCCCUUCUUUAUAGGUUGUAGAAGCGGGAGCUUUUCUAUGAUAUACACUUGAUCUCCCUACAAAGUGAUAGCUGGAGCACCAAGGAAUGUCAAAAGGUUUAAGCCCAUAACCUUUGUACUGGGGUGAUAAGUUCUUAAGGUACAAUUUAUUUUAAGGUUCUUUUUGAUGACGACUUUUAAAAAAUGAGAUUGGUUUUUGCUUA